Messenger RNA from Necator americanus (New World hookworm), 990 nucleotides. RefSeq lists its product as uncharacterized. The record is from RefSeq and is a predicted model, not a curated record. The coding region runs from base 1 to 990 and encodes 329 amino acids. Gene Ontology annotation, cellular component: nucleus. The transcript has 6 exons. Lineage: Eukaryota; Metazoa; Nematoda; Chromadorea; Rhabditida; Ancylostomatidae. Gene Ontology annotation, molecular function: methyltransferase activity.
AUGACUGUCAACUCGAUUGAGUUUUAUUCUGGUAUUGGAGGGAUGCAUUAUGCACUCAGAGAUGCAUCUCCUAAGUCAUGCGUACUUGCUGCGUGUGAUAUUAAUACGACUGCUAACAGCAUCUACGCCUACAACUUCCCGAAAACGUCGUUACUUCAGAAUAACAUACAGGCGCUAACAGUGGAAAAAUUAGAUAAGCUGCACGCUGAUCUAUGGAUGAUGAGUCCACCUUGCCAACCAUUCACUAGGAAGGGACUCCAAAAAGGUAUAAGCGACCAUCGCUGUGACUCGCUAGUGAUACUUCUGGAAAAACUCAAACAGAUGAAAAAACCACCGUCUUAUAUUUUCCUGGAAAAUGUUGUUGGGUUUGAAACCACUUCCGUACAUGAUGCAGUUAUCACUACGCUACACGAGCUACGCUACGGAACCAAGGAGUACAUCCUUUCACCACUUCAGUUUGGUGUACCUAAUUCGCGUCCUCGGUACUAUCUCCUCGCAUCCACACUCUUUCCAUCCACCGGCUGUACUGAGGAAAUUUCCACUCAUUUGGAACGAAGAGAUUCAGAGGAGCUAGAAGAAAUGAGCAAUUUUGUAGACGAAUCGCUACGGACUAUUUCCCUUUUCCUAGAUAUAGGUGUUCUUCAACGGUAUGGCCGUGCGCUUGACAUUAUUCUACCGCACUCUUCGAGAUCAGCUUGCUUCACAAAAUCAUAUGGAAGCUAUAUUUCUGGAUGUGGGUCGUAUUUUUGCCUCAGGCCUGAUUUGGUGAAAGAAAAUCGCCUCUCCGAUGCUGCAAUGAAUGAUCCUGACAGCUUAAUUGGUGCAGUGCGACGGCUAUCUCCAAGAGAAGUGGCAAAUUUGAUGUGUUUUCCAAAAGACUUUGUAGUUCCUCCAAAUAUAUCUGAUAAGCAAAUGUACCAAUGUCUUGGUAAUUCGGUCAAUGUCCGUGUGGUUUCCGCUUUGUUAGCAUUGUUACUUCGUGGUCAAUAA